GGCUGUCAGAAGAUGUGGGUAGGGCAGACGUUGCCCUCGGCGUGAUGACGCAAAGACGUAGCGCUCGGGGGUCAGAGGUCACGGCGGUGGACGCGGUGUGCGUCUUUUCGUCCGUUAUAUGAGAGAUCGUUAUCCGUCCGCCCGGGCUCUCUCCAUGCGGGGGCAGAACGGGCGAGAGCAUGACCCGGAGAGCAGUUAGCAGGAAGAGGAAGGCGGCCCCGGGAACCGGAGAACAGGCUGACUGGGACCAUGCCCCUCAGAAGCGGAGGAGACUUCCUCUACAGAAGAAGUCCGUGGUGUAUUACCUGAAAACCAGGGAACUGAAAGCUCCGGGUGACAGCAACUACCACCACCUGUUGCGUAGCUGCGCCGCUCAGACGCUCCCCGGGAUUCUCAAGGAGAGAGAGUUUAACCUUGGCACACUCAACAAGGUGUUUGCUUCGCAAUGGCUAAACCAUCGGCAGGUUGUUUGUGGAACCAAAUGCAAUACGUUAUUUGUGGUGGAUGUCUUUACCGGGCAGAUUACGAAGAUUCCCAUAUUAAAGGAUCGUGAACCCGCCAAUACAGCACUACAGAGCUGCGGCAUCCAUGCCAUCGAGGUCAAUCCUUCCCGAACCCUUCUGGCUACCGGAGGUGAUAACCCCAACAGCCUGGCCGUCUACCGGCUUCCUACCCUGGAUCCUGUCUGUGUGGGAGAUGAGGGUCACAAUGACUGGAUUUUCUCUAUUGCAUGGAUUAGUGACACCCUGGCAGUUUCAGGGUCCCGGGAUGGUUCGAUGGCUUUGUGGGAGAUAAACGACGAGGUGAUGAAUAAAUGUAACAUCCAACACAACCUUUCUCGGGUGCCGGUCUACGGACAUAUUGACCACAAGGCUUUGAAAGAUAUCCCCAAAGAAACUAACAACUCCUCCAACUGUAAGGUGCGCGCCCUGGCCUUCAACAGCAAGAACAAGGAACUGGGUGCCGUGUCCCUGGAUGGUUAUUUUCACCUGUGGAAAGCGGAACAAACACUAGCUAAGCUUCUCUCCAUCAAGUUACCGUACUGCAGAGAGAACGUGUGCCUGUCUUAUGGCCUGGAGUGGUCGGUCUAUGCGGUGGGAUCGCAGGGUCAUGUUUCUUUCUUGGACCCCCGGCAGCCCCCACAGAACGUCAAGUCGGUGUACUGCAGGGAACAGGGCAGCGGUAUCCGAUCGGUGAGCUUCUAUGAACAUAUAAUCACCGUGGGGACUGGACAAGGCUCCCUCCUCUUCUAUGACAUUCGAGCUCAAAGCUUUCUGGAUGAUUCUAUUGGCAGUAUCCAGCCUUCAAAGUCUAGAGGAGAGAUGCUGAAACUGUCUACAGGAAAAGGCUGGUUGAACCAUAACGACAUGUGGAGGAACUACUUCUCGGACAUUGACUGCUGCCCAAAUGCUGUUUACACCCACUGCUAUGACUCGUCUGGAACGAAGCUCUUCGUAGCAGGUGGUCCUCUGCCAACGGGUCUUCACGGAAACUACGCCGGCCUCUGGAGCUAGUGAACGCAGCCCAAAAGAAACGGGCGCUGCCUAUUGCCUCCUCCCACGCUGGAGGGCAGAGACCAGAAUAAAGGGGGCUCCACUUAAAUGACUCCUGCCCAGAAUUUUUUAUUUUUUUUGUCUUUUGUUUUGUGAAGACGAUGCUUUAUUCGAAGAUGUUGGUCAUCCAAUUUUUGUCUUAAAAUGAAUCAAAGCUUUUACAAAAAAAAAAAAAAAAUUGCUUCUUUUUUAAGAAGUUUUCUUUUACUUAAAUUUGAGAUACUUUCACACACAGUCUUAAGAUCCUCCCUAUUUUUUGUUUUAAAUUGAGCUGCAGUCCCUCUCCUCUCUUGAGAAAACUGGCCUUUCCAAGAGGGAAUGUCUGAAGUGUCCGACACUCUCAGAACUGUCGUCCUUGUGACUGCUGCCAUGCCAGGUCCUCCUCCAGUAAUAACAGCUCUCCUAGUUUUUGUCACCAGCACUCUGAAUUUGUACAGCACCUGAGAUCAGGAAUACUCCAGAACAUUCCAGCCAGAAGGACCCAUGCCGUGACCACUUUGCCGUACUUGGUCAGGUCCAGAAAUGACUGCAGCUCCCCAAUAAACCAGCUUGGCCUCCUGUAAUUAGCUGUGGACAGAUUCAUUAGGUGGACACUACUGGGUUUUCUGUGAAAAUCCAGAGAUAUUAUGUAUGUGUGUGUGUGUAAGUACAUGCGUGUGUACGUGUGUGUGUGAGUACUUUUUGUGCUAAGUACAUUGCAUAACUUGGAGUGAAAAAAAAUAAUUAGGUCAUAAACAUUAUUGGUUAAAAAAAAAAAAAAAAAUCUUUAUCCAUUAGGUCCUGCUUGGAGGACUUUUUAUUUUAUCUUUUUUUUUUUAAAUGUAAAGAAUUCUAACAAAACUGUAUAAUGAGAGCAUUGAACCAAUAAAUCGUAAACAAAAUGUAUAUGAUGUGCUAUAAAUUUUGUGAUGAGAAAAUCCCAAAUCCGUACUCCUGUAUUUUAAUAUAAAAUGAAAAUGUUCUAUCUUA
Rana temporaria (common frog) is the source of this 2522-nucleotide messenger RNA. RefSeq names its product DDB1 and CUL4 associated factor 12 (gene DCAF12). Bases 180 to 1514 code for a protein of 444 amino acids. Lineage: Eukaryota; Metazoa; Chordata; Amphibia; Anura; Ranidae. Gene Ontology annotation, cellular component: Cul4-RING E3 ubiquitin ligase complex. The transcript is spliced from 9 exons. The record is from RefSeq and is a predicted model, not a curated record. Gene Ontology annotation, molecular function: protein binding.